This is a messenger RNA of Lolium perenne, 1703 nucleotides long. Its product is annotated as F-box protein At5g49610. Gene Ontology annotation, molecular function: protein binding. Lineage: Eukaryota; Viridiplantae; Streptophyta; Magnoliopsida; Poales; Poaceae. The record is from RefSeq and is a predicted model, not a curated record.
GGCAGAGGAUCAUCCAGUCAAAGUUUUGCUUCUCUCCCCUCAUCAAUACCUGCCUACACUGCAAACCUGAAAAGGCUACACAGCUCGUCUAGUCCCAUCGACCUGCGCAGCACUUCACACCGGCAAUCACAUCCCCCUCCUCACAUCCUCCUUCGCCAAUACUAGUUCACAUCCGGAUUUCCGUUGGCAAGGGCCCGAGUGGACGGCUCAUUGAUUUGCUCGUCUUCUCGUGCAGAGACGACGGGAACGCCGUCGCGUCGGAAGUCGCCGCCGCCCUUGCUCGACCGUGCUCCAGACGAUCGAGCGGUUAGCAUGCCGGACAGCAGCGGCGCGACCGUUUUCGAUGACCUGCCGGAGUGGCUUGUCGUCGACGAAAUCCUCUUCCGGUUGCCCCCAAGGGACAUACUCCGCUGCCGCGCCGUCCGCAGGUCGUGGCGCAGCGGCACUUCCACCGACAAGUUCAUCCUCGACCACCACCGCCGCCAGCCCUCGCUCCCCAUCAUCGAACACCAGAAGGGCAUCUGCCGCCUCCCCGUUCCCAGUGGCGCCGGUGAUAAAAAGAUACGGCCCUUCGUCCGGUACACCCCUGUUACCAGAAUCGAUGUUAUGCACCACGGCGCUUGUGACGGCCUCCUCAUCCUGUCACUCCAACACGAUUUCUACAUCUGCAACCCAGCUACCCACAUGUGUGCUUCUCUGCCACGUCCUCCACUCCGACCAGGCAUCGGCUCGGUCAGCGUAGUCGCCUUCUACCGGCACCCCACAUCUGGAGAGCACCGGGUGCUGUGGGCGGUGUACUCAAUAGGCAUCAUGAGCCUAGCCGUGGUUGAACCGCCUGAUUACUUCGUCCUCACGGUGGGAUCAGACCAGCCAAGACUAAUCCAGUGGCCGACAGUUUCAGAACAAGGGUAUCCUGCUGCUGAGUCCUCCAUUUGCCCACCGGUGCAUCAUCGUGGUAGCCUGCACUGGGCAAUGGGUCGCAGCAUUACGGUAUUCGACACCGUAGCUGAGAUAUUCCGCCAGAUGAGCCGUCCGGCACAGCUGGGCGAUAUGGUGUCAUUGCUGGACAUGGGUGGCGCCCUUGCUUUGUCAAGCACCACCUGUGAAUUCGUCACCCUAGAUGUCUGGGUGUUGCAGGACUAUGACGCCGAGACCUGGGGCUUCCAGUACCGGAUUAACUUGCGAGCUAUGGUGGCAGCGCCGCCACUUAAUCUGCGGGCGGAUUUUGUCCCAAGGAUGGUUGCGGAGCUGCUGAUCCAGAUGGGUUGGCAUCUGUUCCGCUGUGACAUCGAUGGUAAAUUUCUAGGAAAUGUUGAAAUCGAAGAGCAUGAAAACUACCUCACACUUACUAAGCAUCGCCUCCAAGAGAGCAUGAUUUCGCUUGCGUUGUUUGAGAGGCAAGAACAAGAGGCUGUGAACAAUGUGCCUCCAUUCCUCAUAGUGAUGUAAGAUGCCUUGGACUCCCCUUCGUGUCUUGGACUCCCAUUGUUUGAUGUGCCAUCAAUUGGAGCAGCUAUCUAAUCCUGUAGUAUGAGCCAUGUCUUUUGUUCUUAGUUUCUAGUGCUACUAGUAGAACUGAACAAUUUGGAUGACAGAAGUACCACUUCUGCCAUUAUCAUUUGGUGCUUGUUAUGCUAUCAUAUGGAUCAUGUUAUUGUCUUGGAACAAUGGAUUAUCUAUGCUAUACAACUGUUAUACUCGUC